CCAGGUGACCUGCUGAACCAGGCGGUUAGCCACCGUCUCGAACUAAUCAAGAUUGUACGAGACUGAUCCGUGCCAUGCCCGACCUACUUCGGUUUAUGCUGAACCAGGCGGUUGAAUAGGUUGAUCAUGAUAUGAACCCGUUCCGGGCCGAUGAUCCGGUCUGAUUGACCGAGCAUGGCCCGUUUAAAUCUCUCGCGUCAGCCGGCCCAGCACGGAAACUCCGAACAAGUCGCUACCCUGUUCGCAAAGGAGGGACACGACCAGAAUCGCAAGAGAACGAGUAGCCGUGUUGGAAUUGUUGAAGUGGAGUUGCGAGCAUAUAAUGGUGAAGGAAGAAGAGGAGGCGGAGGAGAUGACGGAGGUGGCCGACAUAGUGCAUGCAUGGAGUUGGGGCGCCGGCACCGAUGGGCAGUUGGGGACGGGCUUGCUCCAAGAUCAGCUCCUACCCCAGCCGCUUUCUCAUCUCCCCGCCUCCGUUUCCCGCAUCGCCUGCGGAGGUGCCCACGCCAUCGCGCUCAGCGGCGAUGGUAGUGUUCUCACAUGGGGAAGAGGUACACAAGGUCAACUUGGUCAUGGGAAGCUUGAAAGCUAUUCUCAACCAAAGCUUGUCAAUUUUUUUGAGAGCUUUACUGUCUCCUACGUUUCUGCUGGAUGGAAUCACUCUGGUUUUGUUACAGAUACUGGGCGUCUCUUUAUGUGUGGAGAUGGCUCAUUUGGGCAGCUUGGCAAUGGGGACAACCAGUCACUUGACCAUCCAUGCGAAGUUCUGUUCUUUCCCUCAGGUCAUGUUAAGCAAAUAGCAUGUGGGAUGCGUCACUCACUUGCCUUAGUGAAAGGACCUUCAGGUGUUAUUGUCUAUGGCUUUGGAUCUGGGAGACAUGGGCAAAUUGGUAGGCAUCUUUCUCGGAGUCAAAGAACAGUAAAUUAUCCUGUAGUUGUUGAAGGACUUAACGACAGUGAAUUAGUCAGUAUACAUGCCAGUGGUGACCACAGUGCUGCAUUGUCAGCCGAUGGACAGUUAUACAUUUGGGGUAGACGCUUUGGCGGGAAUGUUGAUAGUUGUAUACCCCAACUCGUACCUUUAUCCUUGCCGAUUUCACAUGUUGCCUUUGGCUGGAAUCAUGCCUUAGUAAUGGCUGGUAUUUUUUGUGGAUUAGUUUACAUGCUUGGUGGGAACCGCCAUGGUCUGCUUUCUGGAACUCAAGAAGCAAACACAUUGGAGCAUAGAUUACCUACCUCUGCUUCACUCACCACCUUGGAUGAAUCUGUUUGGACUCUGGAGAGAGUUGUUUUCCCUGUUAAGCAAAAGGUGGCGAGCAUCGCAGCAGGGGCCGAACAUUCUACUGCUGUGACAGAAAAAGGAUUAGUAAUGACAUGGGGAUGGGGGGAGCAUGGUCAGCUUGGCUUGGGAGGCACAUUUGAUCGAACUGCCCCACAGAUUGUUAAUUUGAAUUGGAACGAAUCUUUUCCUCCGUCUCAGUUAGCUGUUUAUUGUGGCAGUGGUUUCACAAUUGUGGCAAAAUCCACACAAUAAGCUGAGUGUUUGGUUCGUGGCUUGCGUAUCAAUUCACUCUUUUUCAUUUCUUGGUAUUUUGCAAGUCAUGUGUAUUUGUCUAUGAUUAGGUCAAAACUCCAAAGGUAAAUUUGUUUUGUAACAUAAUUUUUUUGUAUAAAAAAAAUGUAUCACAUGAUACAAUUUCCAGAGCUUAUGUAAUCCUCUAGUAUUAUUUCUAUCUAAUAUGAACCUGAACAGAAGUUGAAUUCAAGAUCACUUUCAUAAUCAA
Molecule: messenger RNA, 1784 nt
Organism: Zingiber officinale
Lineage: Eukaryota; Viridiplantae; Streptophyta; Magnoliopsida; Zingiberales; Zingiberaceae
Product: ultraviolet-B receptor UVR8-like
Exons: 8
Coding region: 323-1534 (403 amino acids)
Source: RefSeq, a predicted model, not a curated record